AUGAAGUAUCUGUCUCUUUUUGUAGCACUUGCAAUGGCAAUUCCAGAAGAUCUUAACUCCACACUUAUGGCCAUCAAAAGGCUUCACGAACAGACAAAGUACAGCACUUUUUACGAGGUUUUUGGGGUAUCAGAAAACACAUCUAUCAACACUGUAAAGAAGCUAUACCAAAAAAUGAUGAAGCGCCCGAGACCUAUUCCUGGCAUCGAGAAAAGAGAGGAUGCUGUAGCUCUCCUGACUGAAGCUUACAACAUCUUGAAAAACAAAAAACCUGCAUAUGACUUUAUACUUGCCAACUCAUACCUAUAUAUUGGGGGAAAAGAGAACUUCAGAAACAAUCUUUAUGUAAUUUUAAUGUCCAUUGUGGUUGGCUUGUUAGCACUCGACUUGAUAUAUUUCGGUAUUAAAUAUCUAGCCUUCAUGGCCAAUCAUAAGAGUGCCCCGAAGAAGAAGGGUUCCAAGAAAAUCAAGGAAUCCGAGCCAUCAAUGGUGAUUGUAAAUGUUUUCCGCUCAAUAAGAUCCUUGAUUAAAAAGUAA
Encephalitozoon intestinalis ATCC 50506 is the source of this 537-nucleotide messenger RNA. RefSeq lists its product as uncharacterized. The record is from RefSeq and is a predicted model, not a curated record. The transcript has a single exon. The coding region runs from base 1 to 537 and encodes 178 amino acids. Lineage: Eukaryota; Fungi; Microsporidia; Unikaryonidae.